AUCCAAUUUCACUUCAAGCCACCUAUACUCUCUAUAGCAAGCAUUGCCCUAUACAAUGGCUGCUAUAGCUGUUGUCUCCGUUCACCCAAUGAACAUCCCAGGCCUUGGGAAGCCUCUUGACAUGGCCUAGCUGGACAUGUCCCGCAGAAUGUACAACGCACUUGCCUACAUUACGAACCGGACCGAGCUCCAGACGAACAUCCCUGGGAACAUCAGCGAUCUGCUACGCAUCAUUGACCGUCACUCCAUGGGCGACAAAUUCCGCAACCACUCCCUGCACCGCCACACCAUGCUGCCCGACACCACCAUCCGUCUCGAGACCGAUGCCGGCGAGACGGGCUACAAGUGGGCCAACGCCACUCCAAUCGAGGAUGUCGACCUGAACAGGGUUCACCCGACCUUCUUCAAGCUCCACGACGGCCGCCUGGCGAUCCCUGAGGCCUUCUUCGUCGAGUUUUCCGCACAUGUUGCGCAGAACAAGCUCGCUGAUAUGGUCGCCCUCGAGCUCGGUGAUUUCGCCGACCUUCGCAGGCGUAAGGACUCAGUCACGGCCGAGAUCGAGGUCCAGUGGGGAGAGGGCGGUGUGCCCUUCACUCUGAGCGUGUCCGUCAAGGAUCUCGUCGAUGCAGACGGCAAAGAGCGGCGCCUGGUCCCCACGGCCUGGACUGUCCCUAUCUCCCGUGGCGGGCCGCGAGACUCGUCGCCCGACAAGCCCGCGCCUGGAACCCACUGGAACGAGGCAACGAAGCCCCACGGGAGCAAGACGCACAAGGUUCACGUCGACAGCAGCGAGGAUGUUACCCCCAACCUUCUGGUCCAGAAGCUGGUCGGCAUGGCAAUCCUCCGUGGUUGA
This is a messenger RNA of Thermothelomyces thermophilus ATCC 42464, 853 nucleotides long. RefSeq lists its product as uncharacterized. The record is from RefSeq and is a predicted model, not a curated record. NCBI's taxonomy places the organism in Eukaryota, Fungi, Ascomycota, Sordariomycetes, Sordariales, Chaetomiaceae. Bases 137 to 853 code for a protein of 238 amino acids. The transcript is spliced from 3 exons.